Messenger RNA from Melospiza melodia melodia, 2432 nucleotides. It is a transcript of the gene CIAO3, whose product is annotated as cytosolic iron-sulfur assembly component 3. The record is from RefSeq and is a predicted model, not a curated record. NCBI's taxonomy places the organism in Eukaryota, Metazoa, Chordata, Aves, Passeriformes, Passerellidae. Gene Ontology annotation, biological process: iron-sulfur cluster assembly. Gene Ontology annotation, cellular component: cytosolic [4Fe-4S] assembly targeting complex.
GUGUCAGGACACACGGCUCGCUUUCCGGCGGUGCUGUAGUCCGGUUUCACAACACACGGCUCGCUUGGCGGCAGCCAUGGCGGCGCGCUUCAGCGGGGUGCUGCAGCUGACGGAUCUGGACGAUUUCAUCGCCCCCUCGCAGGAAUGCAUCAAGCCUGUCAAGGUGGACAAAAAGCCUGGAAAAGCAGCAGCCAAGAUCAGGAUUGAAGCUGAUGGAAGCUAUUUCCAGGUCAAUCAGGAUGGGGAAGCCCAGAAGCUGGAGAAGGCCAAAAUCACCCUGAAUGAUUGCCUGGCCUGCAGUGGCUGCAUCACCUCGGCUGAGAGUGUCCUGGUGAGCCAGCAGAGCCACGGGGAGCUCUGCAAGGUGCUGGCCCAAAACAAGGCUGCUGCUGCCCACGAGCAGAAGCUGGUGGUGGUUUCUGUGUCCCCCCAGUCCAGAGCCUCCCUGGCUGCAAGGUGCAAACUGGGUUUGCUGGAGACAGCCCAGAAGCUGACCACCUUCCUCAAGGGCCUGGGUGUGCACCACGUGUUUGACACAACCUUCUCCAGGAACUUCAGCCUCCUGGAGAGCCAGCAGGAGUUUGUGAGGCGCUUCCAGAGACAAGCAGAGGACAAAAAGGCCCUGCCCAUGCUGGCCUCUGCCUGCCCAGGCUGGAUCUGCUAUGCUGAGAAAACCCAUGGCAGCUUCAAUCCCCACAUCAGCACCACCAAAUCCCCCCAGCAGGUCAUGGGCUCCCUGGUCAAGGGCUACUUUGCAGAGCAGCAGCACCUGCCCCCUGACAGGAUCUACCACGUCACUGUCAUGCCCUGCUAUGACAAAAAGCUGGAGGCCUCCAGGCCAGACUUCUUCAACCAGGAAUUCCAGACCAGGGAUGUGGAUUGUGUCAUCACCACAGGAGAAGUGCUGAAGCUGCUGGAGCAAGAAGGAGUGUCCCUGUCAGAUGUAGAUCCUUCUCCCCUGGACACCAUGCUCGGCAGGGCUGCAGAGGAGCUGAGCUCUCACCGUGGUGGGGGCUCAGGAGGGUUCCUGGAGCACAUCUUCAUCCACGCUGCCCGCGAGCUCUUCGGCAUCCACGGCGCCUCCAUCCACUACAGACCCCUCAAGAACAAGGACUUCCAGGAGGUGACCCUGGAGAGGGAUGGGCAGGUCCUGCUGCACUUUGCCCUGGCCUAUGGCUUCAGGAACAUCCAGAACCUGGUGCAGAAGCUCAAGAGAGGGAAGUGCCCCUAUCACUACGUGGAGGUCAUGGCCUGUCCCUCAGGCUGUCUGAAUGGAGGAGGGCAGAUCAAACUGGAGGGGGAAUCCAGCAAGGAGGAGCUGCAGCAGGUGGAGAGGCUGUAUGAAUCCCUGAGGGCUGAGGUGCCAGAGCAGAACCAGGCAGUGAGGGAGCUCUAUGAGCACUGGCUGGGGGGCUGGGGCUCACACAGGGCCCUGCAGGUGCUGCACACCCAGUACCACGCUGUGGAGAGAGCCAGCUCUGCCCUCAGCAUCAAAUGGUGAGAGCCUCAGUGCCUUCUGACCUCCACUGCUGAUCCUCCAGGGACUCUGCGCAGCCCCUGCCUCUGGGGAAGGGCCUGGCACUGCUCAUUCACCCCAAAUCUGCCUCUGGGGAAGGGCCUGGCACUGCUCAAUCCUCCAGUUGGAGAGUGAAGGGAUGGGAAUAAACCCCAAAUCUGAGGUGAGGGCAAUAAACCCCAAAUCUUCCUCUGGGUAAGUGCCUGACACUGCUCAAUCCUUCAGCUGGAACUGAUGGGAAUAAACCCCAAAUGUGAGGUGAGGGCAAUAAACGCCAAAUCUGGCAGGGACACAGCAGGAGAGGCAGGAACACCUCCCAGGCUGAUGGGACAGCCCCAGAGCUGAGAGUUCAAGGAUCUGGAGCCCAGCUCCAGGCUGAGCUUUGUGCCACAGCCCAGUGUUCCUGCCCAGGCCCUGCUGGGCUGUCACAGCACUCAGAUCUGUGCCUGCCCCUGCUGGAACAGCCUCAGCCCAUUGGAAAUGCUCUCCUGAGCCUGGAGCUCUCCCUCUCACUGGGUCUGUGGCCCCAGAGAGGGGAUCCAAGGCCUGGGAUCAUCCCUGGGGCUGCAGAGGGACUGGAGGGAAUGCUGGACAAAACCCUGUGAUUCCUUUUCCCUAAAUUAUAAUAAUUUACACCAAGGGCAGUUCCUUCUCUGUGUUUUCUUCCUGAACACUCAGCAGGGAGUGACAGAAGUGUCACACUUACCCACCCUCAGCAGCCACUUCCUGAGGGAUAAAAUCCCUAAAUCCAGACAGAACAGGCACUUACAGCUGGAUAACAUCCUGAAAUUACCACAGAAUAACUCCUGACCUUGGGGCUGGCAGGAACCAGAGCCCCCUCUGCACUUGGUUCCAAUGAAUCCACAGAGCAAACGGUGAAUUUUCAUGUUUUUAAUUAAAAGCUUUCCAUUUUUCA